Molecule: messenger RNA, 950 nt
Organism: Dendrobium catenatum
Lineage: Eukaryota; Viridiplantae; Streptophyta; Magnoliopsida; Asparagales; Orchidaceae
Product: 50S ribosomal protein L20
Exons: 2
Coding region: 249-617 (122 amino acids)
Biological process (GO): translation; ribosomal large subunit assembly
Cellular component (GO): ribosome
Molecular function (GO): structural constituent of ribosome; rRNA binding
Source: RefSeq, a predicted model, not a curated record
UAUCCUUUUUAAUUUCCUUCAGCCUUCAAUCUUCGCACACUAGCUGCCCUAGCAGAGAAGAUCGCGGCGGCUGCGGUGGCGGACGGAGGCUAAAGCAGGGAAGGCUGCGGCUUUGUUUGUGGAUUCUCUCCUUUCUUUACAUAUUUAUACAUAAAUACACAUUGUCGAUGUGUUUUUGAAGCUGACUUGAUUAGAGAACAGGAGGUUCAAGUUGGAAUUUUCGAGAAAUAGCAGGAUCCAGGAAGAAGAUGAACAAGGACAAGAUAUUCAAGUUAGCGAAGGGUUUCCGGGGUAGGGCAAAGAACUGUAUUAGGAUAGCAAGGGAGAGGGUGGAGAAGGCCCUGCAAUACUCUUAUAGGGAUCGACGGAACAAGAAGAGGGACAUGCGCUCUCUGUGGAUUGAGCGCAUCAACGCUGGUACUCGUUUACAUGGGGUAAAUUAUGGUAAUUUUAUGCAUGGAUUGAUGAAGGAGAAUAUCCAGCUUAAUAGGAAAGUGCUUUCUGAACUCUCCAUGCAUGAGCCAUACAGUUUCAAGGCUCUUGUAGAGAUCUCUCGCAAAUCUUUUCCUGGAAACAAGGUUCCUCCCAGAAAGGAAGGCCUAUCCAUUCUCGUGUGAACUUUCUUUGUCUGAUGUUCAGUCUCUUGUUUAUGAUAAAUUAUCCAUAGUCAAGACCUCAUUAUAAUUCUAGAGAGAUUAUUAUAUGUGGAGAUCGGACAUAGAAUUGUUCGAUUCUGCCUCUGUGAACAGUAAGAGCGCAGUAUUGAACAGUAAAAGUGCGGUGAUGAACAAUAACUGUGUUUUUACUGUUCUCAGGAAUAAAACCGAACAGUUUUUUGUGUCCAGUCUCUGUACGUAAUAAUCUCUUCAAAUUCUAAUGUGAACUACUGUCAAAGUUAUAUAUUAUAUUUCUGAGUACUUUAAGGGUAUUAUAUCUGUUCUUUCCUUUCA